Molecule: messenger RNA, 2034 nt
Organism: Effrenium voratum
Lineage: Eukaryota; Dinophyceae; Suessiales; Symbiodiniaceae
Source: the annotation of a GenBank genome assembly
AGCUGACGUGGAUCAAGCCCUGCAGUGCUCCAGAGGAAUUGCGCCAUGGGUGAUUGCUGCGAAAUUCACCAAGAAGAGCCGCCCAAGCAGAAGAAGGAGAAAAUCGAGAAGAAGCCGCGCGAAGAGGAGAGGAAGGAGUCGAGCAAGAAGCAAGACCAGAACAGAAUCAAUGCCCUCCAGAUGCUGGAGACUAUCCCUGCAGGUGACUGGACCCGUGCCGUGGAGGUUGCCUCCACUUUGGAGCAGCGAGGAAGUGAUCGGGAGCUGUGCCGCUCUGCAGCCAAGGCGGCGGAGAGGAUUUGCUGCCAGGAGAGGGGUCUGGAUGCUUUGACCGAGCAAGGCGCCGUCCAAAGCUUGCUGCAAGCGUGGCAGACGCAUCGCAACGACACCUCCAUGUCAGUGCACACGCACAACGUUGUGGCGCGUUUCUGGGAGCGCGCCAGCGGGGACGACCAAUGGAUUUGUCUUCCAGCGCAGCUGGGCGUGGCCAAGGUGCUGCUCUCCGCGCAGAGCGAGUGGCUGGCAGAGGGGCAUCGCACUGCAGUGAAGCUGCAUGAGAAGGGCCAUAAGACGGCAGCGAUGGAGUUGUAUCGCCUGUGCAUCGAACAGCUCACCAAAGAGCACGGAGCCGACAGCCAGUGUACACUGCAAGCCCAGAACAAUUUAGCGGUCCUCUUGGAGGAAUGCCAGCAGUUCCAAGAGGCGGAGAAGCUUCACACCGAAGUUUGCAAGCAGAUGGAGGCGAAGUUCGGCGCAGAGCAUGGAGAUGUGACAUCCUCAAAGUUCAACCUCGCUGCGCUGAAGGCGAAGCUGGGGCAUCUGGCGGAGAGCGAGUCCAUCUACAGACAGGUCUUGGAGGUCAGGGAGCGCACCCUGGGCCCGCAGCAUUCCAACACAUUGCGUGCCAAAGCCAACUUGGCAGACAUCAUCCGAAGGCAGAAUCGGCUUGAGGAGGCCGAGGGCAUGUUGAAGAACUUGGUGGAUCAAGCUCACGUCUCCUUUGGCCGUGACGACCCCACCACACUGAAGGCGCGGUGCCAGCUGGCCCACGUCCUGGCGGGCCUGGGCGACGAGGCCCGGAAUCGACAGGCAGAGGCGCAGCUCCGGGAAGUGGUGUCCCGACGCGAGCAGAAGCUGGGGCCCAGCCACCCUGAAACGCUCACCGCCCUGGGCCGUUUGGCCUUCGUGUUGGAGGGCAGCAACCCACGUGAAGCGGAGCAGCUCAACGAACAGAUCUGGCAGCGUUUGGACUCCUUGGCGCCAGCGGAAAAGCGCCGGGCCCGAGCCCGGUCAGGAGGCUUCGUGCUGGGCCUCGCGGAGCUGGGGGAGCCUGAGAGGGAGGAGGCUCUUCUGCGACAAGUAGUGGAGCGACGCAGCGCCACUUUGGGCGCUACGCACCCGGACACGCUGGCAGCGCGAGCCGAGCUGGCGGCGGUGCUGUCCCGCAAGGACGGGGAGGAGGCGAAGGCAGAGAGCCUGGCCUUGCGCCGAGAGGUGGCCAACCUCAGCGAGACCUGCCUGGGCCUGGAGCAUGUGGAGACCUUGGCUGCCAAGGCUGCGCUGGCAGGAGCCAUCCUCCGGUCUCUGGGGCCUGAUGCCAACCCAGUGGACGUCAAGGCAGCGAAGGCCGAAGCCGAGGAGCUACAUUUGAAGGCUACUGGCCGCUUCAAGGCUGCGCAGGCAGCUGUGCCACUACCCUGCGCCACGGCCAUGCCAAUCUCGCCGCAGUCACCCAGCUACCCGCAAGCGCUGUCACCCACUGGCAGCAAGAUCGCAGCUGCCCCAAGAAUUUGAUGAGUCAGCCUGGGAGCUCGGCGGCAAAAUGCCGUCUCCCCUCGUUUGUUGGUUCACGUGCUCAGCACUUGACCGCUGCUGAUGUUCCAGGGAAAGGGCUAGGGGGCCAGAAAGCUACCCCAGGACGACCCUGGAUCAAUGCCUCUCACUUUCCCAGCCUGAAUCCCAGUCUGUCUCCUUUGAGACUCAGCUGGGAUCCAUGCCAGUGUACAUGUAGCAAUGCGCCUGCGCAUGACAACA